AUGGGCAUCAACUUCCACUUCCGCAAGCCAGAGCUCAUGUCGCAGUUGACGUGGCGGGUGCUUGCAAUAUACAUGUUUGUUUCUAACUUCGGGUUCGAUCUUGCAUGGUGGUCCUCGUGUCUUGGCCUCCAGCAGUUUGCAGAUGACUAUGGCGUCUCCGAUGGCCCCGGGCAAAAGAAGUACAUCCCGUCGAACUGGCAGUCUGCUGGCACCGGUACCCCCAACGCGGGCAUGGCCAUCGGAUGCAUUUUCGGUGGGUUUUGUUGUCAAUAUCUAGGAAGGAAGAUGACUAUCGUUGUAUUGGCCAUCGUUUCCAUUGUCGGUGUGGUCAUUCAGUGUGCUGUUCCUUCUUACUGGGGUGUCCUUGUUGGUCGCACCAUCAACGGUAUCUCCAUGGGCAUGGAAAGCAAUGUCAUCCCGACUUACAGUGCAGAAUUAGCUCCUCCUGCCAUUCGUGGCUCUCUCGUCAAUUUCUACCAGUGGUGGCAGAUUGUCGGAAACAUUGUCACUGCUAGCUUUAUCUACGGCACUUCUAUACACUUGAAGGGACAAUGGCAGUAUAAGCCCGUCAUGAUCACCCAGGUCUUUGUUCCAGUCGUGCUUCUGACCGGCGUCUGGUUUAUGCCCGAAUCGCCCAGAUGGCUGCUCAUGAAGAAUCGUCGCGCCGAUGCUGAGAGGGCCCUUGCAUCCAUCCGCAAAGGAUUAUCGGGCCCCGAAGAAGUUGCGGCCGAACUUGCCCUCACUGAAAGUGCGCUGCAGGAGCAGAUGGAGCUCGCUGCCCACAUAACCUAUCUCGAUUGUUUCAAGGGAUCCAACCUCCGCCGCACUCUCAUCGCAGUCAUCAUUCAGAUCAUGCAACAGAUCCAGGGCAAUUCCUUCAUGAACAACUACCUCGUCGUAUUCCUUCAGCGUAUCGGCAUCAAGAACUCCCUGCAGAUUUACAUCGCUGAAAACGCCACCCAGCUGGGCGGCAUCACCCUUGCGUUUUACUUCACGGACAAGAUUGGCAGGCGGCCCAUUCUCAUUGUCUCCGCAUUCUUCAUGGGUGCCCUCAUGUGGAUUGUCGCCGGCCUAGGCGCUUACACGAAUGUUCAGGGUUCAUCGGCGCAGGGCUGUGUUGCCGCCAUUCUGAUCUACCAGGCCAUUGCGGGCGGCUGCUGGGGCAGCUGCACGUGGAUUACCACAUCAGAGGCCGCUGCUGCUGCAGUCAGAGAGAAGACUAUCAUGACGGCAACAUUUAUGAGCUUCUGUAUGGUGCUGAUCAUCACCUAUGUGAACCCGUACGUGCAGAACGAAGGAUACGGCAAUCUCGGUGCCCGUGUUGGAUUCGUAUACGGAGGCUGUUCGUUCCUGGCCCUGCUGUGGACGUUUUUCUUCUUGCCCGAGCUCAAGGGGAGGAGCUUGGAGGAGCUGGAUGAGAUGUUUACCGCCAGAGUUCCCACGAGGAAGUUUAAGGACUACGUUUGUAGCGGUCUUGGAGCUGAGCUUACAAAACUGCAGGCCAGUGGCUAUGAGGGUACGAUUGAAAUUAAGGCCAAGGAUGCCGUGGACGGGCUGGAUGAGGAUGUUGUCAGUACAGAUGCAGAGAAGCGCGUGUAA
Monascus purpureus is the source of this 1599-nucleotide messenger RNA. Lineage: Eukaryota; Fungi; Ascomycota; Eurotiomycetes; Eurotiales; Aspergillaceae. The record is from the annotation of a GenBank genome assembly.